Molecule: messenger RNA, 2699 nt
Organism: Armigeres subalbatus
Lineage: Eukaryota; Metazoa; Arthropoda; Insecta; Diptera; Culicidae
Exons: 2
Coding region: 496-1962 (488 amino acids)
Molecular function (GO): nucleic acid binding; zinc ion binding
Source: RefSeq, a predicted model, not a curated record
CCCAUACAUGACUGUCAUUCCAACCAAAAGCUCGAAAUGAUAUUAUUAAGAAAUCUCACGCCAAGAGAACUGUCAUUCGACGGAAAGGUCUAUAAGGAGAACUGUCAUUCCAGCUGGUUGCGUGCAAUAGCAAAGCGAGGUAGGGCCAUAUUAAUGAUUAAAAGUAAGGUAUUUCGCAGAGAAGGUACACGUACUCUAGUACUGCAUUAAACGCAAAUCUUUUGGUAGAUUAAAACACAAUUGUGUUGGUGCAAUACUAUACUACACGGUGAGAGUAAGCUAAUUCAAAUAGGUAUUCGUGUUGGAAAAACUGUGUACUAUAGUGUGAGUCUCGGAAACGAAUAUUUUAUAUGAUGGGAUUCAAUAUUAAUGUUUGUGUGAGUGAAAAUAAUUUGCAGUGCGAGAUCGUAAAAUAACUUCGUGAGUUGAACAGGCAUUCUCCUGACUAACGUUGCGAAGAACGGACGUGCAUUCAAGGGCAUUAAAAAAAACAAAAUGGCGAGUAAGCCAAAUGAAAGUGGUCAUCGGCCGAAUGAAAAACCAGGAAAAACUCACCACAAUGGCGCAGAUGAAGCUCCAGAACCAAACGCGAAGCCAGGCGGAACAGAAACAAAGCUAAGAAAGAAGGAAAGAAAGCUAAGUAAACUGGAAAGUAUGGCGGAAAAAUUGAAGGCAGAAAGAGCGGAAAAGGCAAACAUGGCAGAGCAACUUAAAAAGCUACAAGCGGUAGUUGAUUCGUUGAAAACGACAAAGGAAAUCAUUCCGUCUGUCGUGAAAGACGCUAACGAAGACGCUAGCGUGGACUUCGAGGAGAUCCCAAUUGCUUCGAGUACUCAACAUCAACCAAAAUCGAUCGGAACAUUGGAUGAGUCACGUUUUCUGUCCUCCGUGAAUCAAUUGUCCAUAUCGUCGAUAGCAAUUCAGGAAUGUAAACCGCUUGCAGGAGACGACGAGAUUCACAGACAUACCUUUGAGAUGUGGAAAGACCUACUCAAUGACUGUAUGGCUCUGGCAGGAAUAGAGGACGAAGCGACGAAGUUCACGAUUUUCAAGGUGAAAGCCGGUCCUCGUCUGCUCACGAUAUUCAAAAAUACGAGAUCAGAUGCCGAAGCCCCAGAUGUCAGCACCAAUCCAUUUUCAAAUGCUCUUCAUCGACUUAAGCUAUACUUCGGAUCUAGCUCCGACGUGAUGUUUCAAAGACGGAAGCUUGCCUUAAUGGAACAAAAGGCAGACGAGUCUGAUUUGGCGUUUAUCACGAGAGUUGGAGAAACGGCACAACUAUGCGACUUUGAUAAGACAAAGGAAUUCGAAGAAAUUGUUAAGACUAUCGCGGAACAUGCAAAGUGUAAGGAGGUGAGAGUGGCGGCAUUGAAAAUGGUCAGCCGGAACGGAACAUUCACCACCUUGGUUGACAAAGUUCGUGAGAUUCAAGCGAUUCGCAUGAACGAAGAAUUUUUCGCCUUCAAGCACAUGCAGAGUGGAUCUGCUAGGGAGACAGCUAUGCUUGCUCCGGUAACGGCUGAAUACCAGAAUCCAUCAUCAUCAUCACGGAGGAACUAUGAGCAGAGGUCUGACAACCGUUAUGUUCCUUACAAUCGAAACUAUCCACGUUACAAUCAACGCUUUCCCCAACAGACGGGAUGGCGUGCGAACAGAGUUGGAGCGACUAAACGAAACUUUGGCGACAGGAACGAGACUAAGCGAUUGGACAGAUGCUGGAGAUGUUACAGUUUCUUUCAUCUGCCAUCGGAGUGCAACGCUGCAAAUCUUGUGUGCAGAAAGUGCGGACAGGUAGGGCACAUCCAGCGUGCUUGCUAUCCGGCUACGAGUACGACCACAAAGCGAAAUGUAGAUCAGGACAUUUUUGAAACAGAUGCGAAACAGGCCAAGAUAGAAGUAGUGGAAGAGAAAGAAGCGACUUCAAAAACGAAAGAACAAGUGAGUGACCAAACAGAUUCUUAAAUUUUGAGUGACACGAUUGAUAGUUUUCGUACGUUUAUUUGAAUUUAAUUGUUUCAAAUUUGAGUUUUUUUAUUUGAAAAAUUCCGAAUUACUAUAAUUUUUUUACAUUGAUAAAAAAAAGAAGGAAUUUUAAUUUUUUUCCGUAAUGUUUAAAUCUGAAUUUUGAGGUAAUGAAUAAAAAGAAAAAAAUCCAAGUUUAAAUACAACUAAGUACUCUAAGGAGCAAAAUGAAUUAAAAUUAUUUUAAAUUUUAAAUGAUACAGAAGAAACUUAAAUAAAAAUGAUGACAAAAUUGAAGGUAUUCAUGAAUCAAUAAAAUAUAUAUAUACAUAUAUAUAGUUCGACUUUUGAUCAUAAAGAAGUUCACCUUGGCUAUCGUGUUACUAUAGUAUAUAAUAUACAAUAAGAUGAUUUCAAACUUAUAAAUUAAAUUUUUGGUAGGCAAAUGUUCCGGAAAGAUACGAUCGGUGCCAGGACUGGGACACGGAUCGAUUUGUUAUUGCUACGGUUGGAACAAAUAAGGAAUCGGGAAUCAUAACUGCACACGUGGCCGGUAUGCAAUGCGAUUUCUUAAUUGAUUCCGGAGCACAGGUAAAUACGCUUGUUGAGAACAUCUACGAGAUCAUGAGGAGUAAUGAAAGGUAUUGUAAGGAGAUGCAUAACAUUAGGGAAGGAUCGGAUCGAACUCUGAAGGCUUAUGCUUUGGAGGGAGAGAUUACCGUCCUGGCAACCUUUGA